CACGCACAAAGCAUUUGUGAAGCAAUACAGUUUUUCACGCCAUAAAAAUCUGAUCGUAGUAGUACAACAAGGAGAGGAAAUUUGCAUGAUGCGUUCAAAGGUGAUAAUAGCUGGAUUGCCGGCAUGGAUUGUAUUACUGUUGUCGUUAAUAUUCAUUACGGGCGCUUUUUCCCAGCUGACCUGUGGUGGACCUUACACAAACUCGAUAAGUGCUGCCGUAACGCCGGGUACAACGAUUGGAACAGUGACAACGACAAGUUCGAGUGGUCAAACCGUUUGGUAUACCAUUCCAGAUGCCAGUGUUAAUCAGUAUUUGAAUAUCAAUCCUUAUACCGGCGUUAUCACUACCAGCAGCAUUAUUCAGUCAUUUAAUUUAAACGGAAGAACAUCCUUCCAGUUUAAUGUGCAGUCCACCGACGCUACUGGAGCGACCUGUACGAGCAUGGUGACCUUAAACGUUGUUGGAGCAGCAGCUGCCACAGCAGUGGCUACUAGCAACACAGCGGUCAACUCUGCCCUGGGCUUCGGCAGCAGUCUGUUCGGUGGCUCCGGGCUAGUGGUCUUCGGGAAUCCAUAUUACUACUGUGAUUACUGUGGCGACGGAUACUACUGCUAUAACGGACAAUGCUACGCUCGUGUAGACCAGAAUUACAAUAACUACGGAACCGCUUUUACCCAGAAUUCCUAUUCUUUCUCCACAUCCGGGUGCACCACCGGAAGUAGUGUGGGCACGGUGUCGUCCUCCGAUAACGGCCGGUAUUCCACCAGUUCCGGUCAGUUUGCCAUUUCCAAUUCCGGUGCGAUUACUAUAGCCAGCACCCUGUCUGCCGGAACGUACACGUUCUACGUGACCUCAUAUAGUAAUUAUUACGGAUAUCUAUCAACGGCCACGGUAACAGCUACGGUUAGUUGCGGCAGUGGCACUAGUAGCAGCACCACGACAUGUGCAAUUACCAUUUUCGGACUAUGUUACAAUCAGACUACGACAACAAGUAUCACGGGAACCGUGCCGACCUUUUCGUCCAGUGCGUAUACUUUCACAUCGACAUCGUGCUCAUCUGGAACGACUGUGGGAACCGUUACAGGAGUCAAUGUUACCUCGUAUUCUAUUAACUAUGGAGGGAAUAAUUUUGCAAUUAGCAGUGCGGGAAAUGUUACAUUGGCUUCGACAUUAACAGCUGGAACGUACAGUGCCACGGUGGUUGGCACCAGUAGUUCCGGUAUUCAAACUGCAGUACCGAUCACAGUUACGCUCAACUGUUGAGUGUUACUAUUUUUUUAUU
This is a messenger RNA of Paramacrobiotus metropolitanus, 1283 nucleotides long. Its product is annotated as serine-rich adhesin for platelets-like. NCBI's taxonomy places the organism in Eukaryota, Metazoa, Tardigrada, Eutardigrada, Parachela, Macrobiotidae. The coding region runs from base 86 to 1264 and encodes 392 amino acids. Gene Ontology annotation, cellular component: membrane. Gene Ontology annotation, molecular function: calcium ion binding. The record is from RefSeq and is a predicted model, not a curated record. The transcript is spliced from 3 exons.